Dioszegia hungarica is the source of this 2211-nucleotide messenger RNA. RefSeq lists its product as uncharacterized. Gene Ontology annotation, molecular function: protein binding. The coding region runs from base 1 to 2211 and encodes 736 amino acids. The transcript has 5 exons. The record is from RefSeq and is a predicted model, not a curated record. Lineage: Eukaryota; Fungi; Basidiomycota; Tremellomycetes; Tremellales; Bulleribasidiaceae.
AUGUCACCCUCCGCCAAUCCCGCCACCUAUCCGGCUCACGCUCAAGCGAUGCUGCCGGAUUUCGCUGAGCAGCUCUACGCGUGUCCACACCUUCACAUCCUGCACACCCUCCGCGAGACGUUCAAUUCCGGCGAUAUCACCCUCUUCGACCGCUUAGACGAGCUCGAGGCGAUCGGCGAGCAUAACGGAGUCAUCUCGUCUUGCUGCAACGGAGGGCAGGAGAUUCUCCACGCUCAGAUGCUUCUCAGUGCUAGUGAAGUGACGCCGGGCGUACUGCCCACGCUUCGGUACUUCGACCUCGACAACGAGCCCAGCGUAUGGGAUAUCAAGUAUACGGAUCGGGUUGGCGUGGAGAAGAAUCGGUUCUUCUUCGAGCAGAAGCAGGCCACGUGGCAGAGCUUCACGUUCUUCGAAGGGCUGGCGGUGCCGCUAGAAGUGCUGGAGGAUAUGCGAAAGGUGGAGGGGCUGGAUCUGAGGGAGUGGGAGGAGAGAGGAGUCAAGCUGGGGAAUAAGGCGUGGAAGUUGGUGGACGAGUGGCAUGAGGCGGAGCGGGCGAGGUACCGAUACGCCAUCAGGGCGGUGCUGGUCGAGCGGAUACGAGCUGUGCUACGAGCGCAAGCAGGAAAUGACCAAGGUCACGAGCUCCAAGGGACGCUCAAAGUUAGAGGAGAGAAGGAUCUUAUGAGCGCUUUGACCACCUGGCAACGCGAUGCGCCCACUUUGCCCGCACCUGCCUCCCUCACCUCCCUCCCCGCCGAGAUCCUCCUCAAUAUCGUCUUACAGCUCGACCUGCCCACUGCACUCUCACUCGCCUGUGCUUCCUCGGCUCUCACGUCCAUCGCGGAUCAUCGCAUCUGGCAGGUUGUCGCAGCCACCGACCGGUGGAGGGACUUUUCGGAUUCGCAAUAUACCUCCUUUGAGGAGCGGGAAGCGCGUGUGAAGCAGGCGCAUGCGAGGCUUCUGGACACGAUCCUGGAACGGAUAGAUGGUCGCCGCAAGGGUCUCAUCAAGUGCCUAUCUAUCCUCAUCCGCACCGAAACCGACGACGCAACAAUGCGGAUCCUUUCUCUUGCCGCAUCGACGGUCCGGCGACUAAGAAUAGAUGGCGGGUCAUGGACGUGGAGUACCAGCUUCGACAGUCGUGUCCUGGACACCGGCCUCUCGCUCCUGCGGCUGAGCUAUCUCAAUCUGGGCGAAGCAUGUGUGUGUAACGCAGAAUUCGUUCUGUUGAUGCUCAGCGCUGCGCCCAACCUCGAGGUGCUCGACAUCCAUCUCUCCGACACCGCCGGACACGCUGGUCCUCAAUACCCAGCACUCACCGGAAGCACCAAACUUCGGAAUUUACAAAUCUACCAUGACUGGCGAUCCAAAGAGGAGGAGUCUAUCACGCGCAUGCGCAAAGUCAUAUUUGCUAUCCUCAAUCACAGUCCUCUGCUCGAGGUGCUGGUCAUGGAUAUGCCAGAUCUCGAGCUGCAACGGCACGCCGGUCCGAGGCCCUUGGCCAUACUACCCCUCCUAGCUCGCCUGCAUUACACGUCGCACACUGCGCUGUUCGGUCGCAACGUACCACUGCUGCAAACACCGGUUCUCAGCCAGAUCGUCGUUGAUGUAAGAGUUAACUUGAACCUGGCUCUGGACUUCCCUGCAUGCCCAAAUGUCGAAGUCCUUGGCUUUGACUGCUCCCUAGAAUCUGCGGCAAACACAGUCAAUGAUAUCCCCUUCCUCGCUCCAUGUCCAGUGCAGAGCAUUCCCUCGCAUCUCGCGGCCCGACUCCGUGACUGCUCUCGUCUUCGGUACAUCCUCAUCGCCGACAACACGGCUCUCACCCGAUCCGACGAGGGGUGGAAUCAUUUCUCCGUUUUCUCGGACGGGCAGACGCCAUAUACCGGAUUCGUUCGGUCAUUCCGCCACAAUGGGAGCGAGAUGCUUCACUUGCGUGUACUCUUGCGCGAAUCGACAGAGAUGCCAUACGGCGGAGACGGUGUCCCGGUCGUCCAGUGGGUGCCGCUUAUCCGGAGCGAGCCAGCUCUUCCAGGGCGCACCUGCUGGCAGGAUUUCACCGACUGGGAAGGGCAAGUGGUGCCGAUGGCCAUAUUGGGUCAGAUGAGACGAAAGGAAGCGGGCAAGGCGGAUUGGUAUCAGCGGGGAGUUGAGGUGCCGGCGCCAACGUGGAAGAUUUUGGAGGACUGGAGGGACGGGUUGCGGGUUUGA